AUGCCUUCCCCAAGACAAGACCCUGGAGGACUUUCGGGUCAAGACGUGCGGGGGCGCGCUGGGCGAGGCGAGGCGCGCCCGGCGGGGCUGACGGCGGUUCUCGUCUCCCCGGCAGUGACGGUUGUCAGCGGGCUCAUCGUGGUGCUGCUUUUCUUCUCGGAGCUGCAGUACUACCUCACCAAGGAGGUUCAUCCGGAACUGCGCGUUGACAAAUCAAGGGGAGCUAAACCGAAGAUCAGUCUCGAUGUUAUUCUUCCGCACGUGCCUUGUGCUUAGUUGAGCAUCGAUGCCAGGAACGUAGCAGGAGAGCAGCAGCUGGAUGUAGAGCACAAUCUGUUUGAACAACGUUUGGAUAAAGCUGGCAAUCGUGUGACCCCGGAGGCCGAGAGCCACGUCACCAGGGACUUCACCCGACUGCCGUGCCUUCCCAGAUAUCACGGAGAGCGGCUUGGCAACUCCAUCAGCCAGUUCCCUCAGGACUCUGGGAUGCAUCUCGUCAGGUCCCAUGGACGUAUGUAUGUUCAGGUUCCUCAGGUGGUCACGAACCUGAUCUUCUCUUACAGUGGGAGGGCCUUUGCUGCCCUAGUCUCCGUCUUGCGGUCCACCCCCUGGAGAGGUGUGGGAAGAGAGGCUGCCAGUGAAAUCAAUAUGACGCACUAUAUCGAGCAUCUCUCGUUUGGGAGGGAUUAUCCAGGCAUUGUGAACCCUCUGGACGGGACGGAUGUCGCUGCGCAGCAAGCUUCCACGAUGUUUCAGCGUUUUGUCAAAGCGGUCCCCAGGGUGUAUAUGAAAGUAGAUGGUGAAGUGGUAGGGACUAAGCCGUUUUCAGUUACACGACAUGAGAAGAUAGCCAACGGGCUACUGGGAGACCAGGGUCUGCCUGGUGUAUUUGUGCUAUAUGAACUUUUGCCCAUGGUGGUCAAGCUGACAGAGAAACACAGGUAAGAGACAUUUCAAUCUACGUCAUCACCCUCCAUUGAUUUUUGCCAUUUUGCAUAGCUUAAGGCUCCAUCCUCGCUUAGACGCGACAGUGCAAAUGCCUGAAAGCCAUCCGAGCCCCUUCCCAGUCGGUGGAGAGGAAGAGGCACUCCCGGAUGCCCUUCUUCUCCGUGUGAACAUCUGAAAGGGAUUGGGGCUUUUCUGCUACUACCUGAAGCAUAUUAAUUCAACAAGCCAUUUGAGGACGAUUCUUUGAGCAGAGCACCUCCAUUUUCCUGCUGAACUGCUGGAGUAGGUCCACAGUGCAGGCAGACACAACAGUCACAGGGGGAAGGGGCUUCAAUCCGUUAUCUGUAGCAACAGAACUUCAGGCGCCGAGGCUUCCUGGUGAAAACACCCUUAAGGUGUAACUUGAUGGCUUCAGCGGUAUGCUCGGCUCACUUGCCAGAGCUGAGCACCGUGUACUUUACUCGCGUAAAUCUUACAGGCAUUUUGCCCUGAACACCUGCGAAGAUUCACCUCCUCAGGGAGACCAGGGCGUACCAGAGCCAUAAAAGCACGUGGAAGAGGAGUCUGGCGACUGCUGCUACUGCCAGUACCGCCGUCAAGGGAUGCAGUAGGGUUCAGGAGCUGGGAUGUACAUUCUUACACUGAUAAAACAAGCGUCCACACUGUGCUUAGGUCUCCGACUCGGUCCGAUACUGGGAUCGUGAUUAGCACGGCAUAGCAAUAGGAGACUAACGGUUGCCUGAAGGCUGUAAGCUCUGGCGCUGCCUCAGAUCCCCGGAGGCGAGGCAAGAGGAGUAACAGUACCUCCACUCGCCGAAGCAGCGGGUUUGCUAGAUGUUUGACUACACCAAGGGGUGGAGUGUGACUGUUCACUCAACUCCUGCUCAGAUUUUGGCUAGCCCAGCUCACGCUAAGGCCUGAUGUAUGCUGGGAGCAGCGCCUUUGGGUUGAAGGGAGAGCACCAGGUAGGCAGCACAGGUGGCCAGAAAGAGCUAAAGGGCCAUGAUGCAGCCAUUAGCACCUGCAGCUGGCUGUCUCCUGCAGCCAGCAUCUUUGCCUGGCAGUAUUGUCAGAAUCUGCUGACUUUUGGAAAUGGUAUAGACCAGACUUCCAAGCUGGAAGGUAUAAAACAUCAGCUUAGCCAAAAAGCCUUUGAAGGAGAUUCAACAGCAGCUGGACUGCUGAGGCUUUUGUGCUUCACAGUGUGAUACAGGGGACGCCCGCACGGUGACGCAGGAGGAAGGAUGAGCACUCCCACUAGGGAAAAACAAAGUCUUUUUUUGGUGGGUUUUUUGU
Harpia harpyja (harpy eagle) is the source of this 2244-nucleotide messenger RNA. RefSeq names its product endoplasmic reticulum-Golgi intermediate compartment protein 3-like. The transcript is spliced from 8 exons. Gene Ontology annotation, cellular component: COPII-coated ER to Golgi transport vesicle; endoplasmic reticulum membrane; endoplasmic reticulum. Lineage: Eukaryota; Metazoa; Chordata; Aves; Accipitriformes; Accipitridae. The record is from RefSeq and is a predicted model, not a curated record. Gene Ontology annotation, biological process: retrograde vesicle-mediated transport, Golgi to endoplasmic reticulum; endoplasmic reticulum to Golgi vesicle-mediated transport.